This is a messenger RNA of Conger conger (European conger), 1017 nucleotides long. Its product is annotated as cytochrome c oxidase assembly factor 3 homolog, mitochondrial. Gene Ontology annotation, biological process: mitochondrial respiratory chain complex IV assembly. The transcript is spliced from 2 exons. The record is from RefSeq and is a predicted model, not a curated record. NCBI's taxonomy places the organism in Eukaryota, Metazoa, Chordata, Actinopteri, Anguilliformes, Congridae. The coding region runs from base 126 to 428 and encodes 100 amino acids. Gene Ontology annotation, cellular component: mitochondrial inner membrane.
AACCACUGCAACAGUUCCCCUCAUUGCGCCUGCGCAUUGCGAACGUGAUAGGUUGUCGUAGCCAUUCUUUUCCCCCAGGUUCAGUGGCGCUAGCUUGGUGGAUUAUUCGCACAUAGCUGGCAAAAAUGGCGGACAAGGGAUUGAAAGGAGAACCACACGCAGAAUUCGCGAGGAGAAUUGAUCCGGCGAAGGAGCCACUGACCGCUCAAGAAAUACACUUUAUCCGGAAGGUGGAACUUGAGCACUGGAAGAAGAACGUACAGAAGCUAAGGGGCCGCAAUGUGGUUACGGGCCUGGCUAUUGGGGCGCUUGUGAUGGGAAUUUAUGGCUACACAUUUUAUUCAGUGUCACAAGAGAAGAUCAUGGAUGAGCUGGAUGAAGAGGCGAAGCUAGCCAGGACAAGGGUGCCAAAAACGGCAGCUAACUGAGGACUGCGUGCCAUUUAUAUAUUUUGCACUGACAGAAAUUAACUGAUGCUGAAGUGAGUGGCGCCGAAUGCCCCUCUGCCCCUGCUAGCAAGGAUGCCAGAUGUCUACUUAAUUGGCGCGACGACUAAGUUACAUGCCUUUAUUUUGUCCAAAUAAUUUGUGAAAACAUGAUUUUACUUUACAACUGAAAUGUAAUGUGUUAUUCUGGAUAGGUUGAACAUGACAUACAUUUACAACUCUUCUACCAAGUCCCACUCAGUCUCUAAUGAGCGUACUAUUUGCACUCCCUGUGUACCGGUAUGCAUGUAUGUGUUAUCAAGGCCCAUAAGAAUCAUUGGAAUUCCCCGCUUAAAUGAGUAACACAUUAAGGACAUUUAGAGUUGGACAGUAAUGUAAAUGUCGUGUCACGUAAUGGAAAGCAUGUUCAAGAUCUCUUAAGUUGGUGGCUUUGAAUUGGUUUUAAAUUGAAUCACAAGUUAACCGACUGGUGUAGGGAAAUUUUACCCGUUAUAAUAACGUGUAAUAUAUAAAUGUUGAAUUGUAAAUAAUUGUUUGAUUCCUUUAUCAAAUAAAUGGAUUUCAAAAGUAA